Molecule: messenger RNA, 1053 nt
Organism: Setaria italica (foxtail millet)
Lineage: Eukaryota; Viridiplantae; Streptophyta; Magnoliopsida; Poales; Poaceae
Product: putative nuclease HARBI1
Exons: 1
Coding region: 1-1053 (350 amino acids)
Source: RefSeq, a predicted model, not a curated record
AUGAGGAGACCCCUCUUUCUGAAGAUUGUUGAGGCCUUGAGUGGAUGGGAUGAGUAUUUCACCUUGAGACCGGAUGCUCUGAAUCGUCCCGGGUUCUCACCAAUUCAUAAGUGUACGGUAGCUAUCCGUCAAUUAGCAUAUGGCGGCUCAGCAGACCAGCUUGAUGAGUAUCUGAAGAUGGGAGAAAGUACUGGUGUGGAGUGCUUGAAAAAGUUUGUUAAGGGAAUCAUUGAAGUAUAUGGUGAAGAGUACUUGAGACGCCCCACAGUACAAGAUGUUGAACGACUGUUGGAGAUCGGUGAGCGUCGUGGUUUUCCUGGCAUGUUAGGGAGCAUUGACUGUAUGCAUUGGCAUUGGGAAAAAUGUCCCAAUGCAUGGAAGGGACAAUAUACUCGUGGUGAUCAUGGUGUACCAACCAUCAUUCUAGAGGCUGUUGCUUCGCAUGACCGAUGGAUAUGGCAUGCUUUCUUUGGAGUGGCGGGAUCCAACAAUGACAUCAAUGUGCUGAGUCAUUCUGAUUUGUUCGUCAAGGAAUUAAGAGGAGAAGCUCCACAGGUGCAGUACUUUGUGAAUGGAAGGCAAUAUACCAAAGGUUAUUAUCUUGCAGAUGGAAUAUACCCAGACUGGGCUGUUUUUGUCAAAUCCAUACGCGCACCACAAUCAGCUGAGCACAAGCUGUAUUCAGAACAUCAAGAGGGGGAAAGAAAGGAUGUUGAAUGUGCAUUUGGCAUUUUACAAUCUCGUUUUUGCAUUUUGCGUCGGCCGGCACGUCUAUAUGAUCAAGGGGAUCUUGAGAAUAUCAUGUUAGCUUGUAUAAUACUUCACAACAUGAUAAUCGAGGACGAGAAGGAUAUAGAGGAUGAUUCGUUUGACCUGAACGAGGAAGGAACCACGUCUACUGUUCAGGCGUCUACAAUCGCUCAUGGAUAUGAUCCGGUGAUGGAGGAGGUAAUACAGAGAAGUGCCGAGAUUCGUGAUCGUGAAGCUCACAGGCAACUACAAUCUGAUUUGAUUGAUCACAUUUGGCAAAAGUUUGGGAAUCGAACUAAUUAG